Molecule: messenger RNA, 165 nt
Organism: Suillus clintonianus
Lineage: Eukaryota; Fungi; Basidiomycota; Agaricomycetes; Boletales; Suillaceae
Exons: 1
Source: RefSeq, a predicted model, not a curated record
GCGCUGGGCCAGCCAGCGGGUCUGGUAGCGGCGUUGACAUUCCUCCAGAACAGCAUCCCCAGUCCACACAUCGAUCAAGAACCCAACCCUCGCAUCGGACAUCGUGGGUCCCAGAAUAUGAGCUUAUCGUCACACCACUUCUCUGAUGCCCCUUACUCUCAUUAA